Arabidopsis arenosa is the source of this 1627-nucleotide messenger RNA. The record is from the annotation of a GenBank genome assembly. Lineage: Eukaryota; Viridiplantae; Streptophyta; Magnoliopsida; Brassicales; Brassicaceae.
UAAAAGAACUCUUCAGCGCGACGAAGAAGAAGAUAAAAAAAUGGACCUUUUCAUCUUUAUCUUCCUCCUCUGUUUCCCUAUCUUCAUCUUCUUCAUCUUCUUCCCCAAGAAUUCUUCUUCAGAAUUUGGUUUCAAGUCGUAUCCGAUCAUCGGCAGUUUACCUGGUCUAGUGAAUAACCGUCACCGAUUCCUCGACUGGACGGUGGAGACUCUGUCUCGAUGUCCAACCCAAACGGCGAUUUUCCGGCGACCAGGGAAGCAACAGUUUGUCAUGACGGCGAAUCCAGCUAACGUCGAGUAUAUGCUCAAGACGAAAUUCGAGAGUUUCCCUAAAGGCGAACGGUUUAUCUCGAUUCUUGAGGAUUUUCUCGGCCGCGGGAUUUUUAACUCCGACGGUGAGAUGUGGUGGAAACAGAGGAAGACGGCGAGUUAUGAAUUCAGUACUAAAUCUCUCCGUGACUUUGUUAUGAGCAACGUCACCGUCGAAAUCAACACAAGGCUAGUUCCGGUGUUAGCAGAAGCUGCAACCACCGGAAAAUUGAUAGAUCUUCAAGACAUAUUGGAGCGAUUCGCGUUUGAUAACAUCUGUAAAUUAGCCUUCAACGUUGAUUCAGCUUGUCUCGGUGACGACGGAGCCGACGGCGUUAACUUCAUGCAGGCCUUUGAAACGGCGGCGACGAUCAUAUCGCAAAGGUUUCAGUCUGUGGUUUCGUAUUCAUGGAAGAUUAAAAAGAAACUUAAUAUUGGAUCAGAGAGAGUUCUGAGAGAAUCAAUCGUGACCGUUCAUAAAUUUGCAGACGAGAUCGUGCGUAACAGGAUUGAUCACGGGAGAUUAAGUGACCAGAAGGAAGAUUUGCUUUCUCGGUUUAUCAGCAAGGAGGAGAUGAAUUCGCCGGAGAUACUCCGUGACAUUGUCAUAAGCUUCAUUCUCGCGGGACGAGACACGACUUCCUCUGCUUUGAGUUGGUUCUUUUGGUUACUCUCUAUGCAUCCAGAGGUGGAAAACAAGAUUCUACAAGAGUUAGACUCGAUUCGAGCUCGAACAGGGAAGCGAAUCGGGGAAGUUUACGGGUUUGAAGAUCUUAAACUGAUGAAUUAUCUGCAUGCGGCGAUAACUGAAUCUUUAAGAUUGUAUCCGCCAGUGCCAGUGGACACAAUGAGUUGUGCUGAGGACAAUGUGUUGCCUGAUGGGACAUUUGUAGGGAAAUCUUGGGGGAUAAGCUAUAACGCGUAUGCAAUGGGAAGGAUGGAGAGUAUUUGGGGGAAAGAUUGUGAUCGGUUUGAUCCCGAGAGGUGGAUUGAUGAAACCAAUGGUGGUUUUAGAAGUGAGAAUCCUUUUAAGUUUCCUGCGUUUCACGCAGGACCAAGGAUGUGUUUAGGGAAGGAGAUGGCUUAUAUUCAAAUGAAAUCGAUAGCCGCUGCGGUUUUAGAGCUGUUUGUGGUUGAGGUUCCGGGGAAGAAGGAGCGUCCUGAGAUUCUAUUGUCGGUGACACUUAGAAUCAGAGGAGGUUUGUUUGCGAGGGUACAAGAGAGAUCUUGAGUUACUUGUUAUAGAAGCAACCUUUGUUUGCUCUUCUCAUGUCUUUAAGUGUCCAUAUAUUACUGUAAACAAACACGUUUUUAGUUG